Fonsecaea nubica is the source of this 492-nucleotide messenger RNA. RefSeq lists its product as hypothetical. Gene Ontology annotation, cellular component: fungal-type vacuole membrane; fungal-type vacuole lumen. The coding region runs from base 1 to 492 and encodes 163 amino acids. Gene Ontology annotation, molecular function: ubiquitin protein ligase binding. Lineage: Eukaryota; Fungi; Ascomycota; Eurotiomycetes; Chaetothyriales; Herpotrichiellaceae. Gene Ontology annotation, biological process: endosome transport via multivesicular body sorting pathway. The transcript has 2 exons. The record is from RefSeq and is a predicted model, not a curated record.
AUGACAUGUGGUGAUAUCUUCUUGGCUUUGAUAGCCGUCCUCUUUCCCCCCAUUGCAGUCUGGAUCAAGUCGGGCAUCUGCUCGGUUGAUUCCCUUAUCAAUAUCCUCCUCUGCAUGCUCGGCUACGUCCCUGGCCUUCUGCACGCCUGGUACAUCAUCGCACGCCACCCCGAGCGCGACUUUGAUUAUGAGGUGAUUCCCGAUUCCGAACGAGGGGGUCAGGGUGGGCGAGUCACAUACUACUACAUCCGUCAUGAAACCGUCCCUCGGCGGGAUUAUGGUACGCAAGCUCAAUCGCAAGAUCGACCUGCCCCUCCCCCGCCUGCCGGCCAGGGUAGCAAUAGACCGGCGCCACCGCCUCCCUCAAACCAAGAGCCUCAAGGAAAUGAGCCUGCCGGACCAAGUGUGGGUGCGGGAAGCAAUGAGCCUGGUGCCCCGCCUAGCUAUUCGGAAGUUGUGAGGGGUGAUCACAAGAUUCAGACUCAAGAUUAA